AUGAUUUCAAAUUCAAGAGAAAAGGGUUGUUUUCAAUCAAAGCAAGAAGGCGAAAUCAACAGUGAUGGCAGCAAGGUCUCCAAGGUUCCAUCGAGUUCGACUCGGUGGUCAGGGUUUUGGAAUCCGAGGAUCGUCCGAUUGCCGCAUUCUUUCGGCGGGAAGGAUCGACAUAGCAAAGAUUGUAUGGUGAUAAGGCGAUUAAUAAGGGACCGUCGGAUUAGGCUUUCAGUGCCGACCACAAUUCAACUAUACGAUUGGCAAACUCAGCUAGGCCUUAAGCCUAGCAAAGUUUCCGAUUGGUUGCUUGAAGCAACAAAAGAUGAUAUUGAUAAGUUCCCAUCACUUCAGUUUCAUCCGCCAUUGAUGGAAAACAAUCCAUCUCAAUCAUCUUCUUUUGCACCUUUUUUGGAUCCAAAUUUGAUAUCAAUGCAUGGGAUUUGA
Hibiscus syriacus is the source of this 441-nucleotide messenger RNA. Its product is annotated as transcription factor TCP5-like. Gene Ontology annotation, cellular component: nucleus. The transcript has a single exon. The record is from RefSeq and is a predicted model, not a curated record. Lineage: Eukaryota; Viridiplantae; Streptophyta; Magnoliopsida; Malvales; Malvaceae. Gene Ontology annotation, molecular function: sequence-specific DNA binding; DNA-binding transcription factor activity. Bases 1 to 441 code for a protein of 146 amino acids.